GGAAAUCCUGGUAAAAGAAAAAGUGAAUGAAACCGAAUCCGAUAGACUUGUAAUUCGUAUUAAUCGUUAUUCGUUUCUUGGGUCGUCUUCUUCCUUCCACAGAUUCCGUCUGUUUCUUCUCUCCAAUCAAAAUUAGGGUUCUCAAUGGCACAAGCUAUGGAUGUUGGAGAUGAAGUGAGGGAAGGCAAUAUUCAGUCUCUUAUCAUGGAUUCCCUAGAGUCUAUUAAAAAAGGCGAGGUACUUUCUCCGGAAGACAAUGCUUGGGUUGAUUCGUGCCUGAUUAAUGAAUUUGAUGUUUUUGAUGACAACUGGGAUUCUCUGAAAGGUGCCUUACAAGAAAUCCUUAAUUCCCAGCCGCCCGAAUCACUCAGCUCUUCUGCACUUGUAACUGAUGGUUUACCCGGGGGAACCGACAUUGAGAUACUUCCUUCUCGUGAGAGGGCAGAAACAGAACAACUCCGAAGAAGAAUCCGAAAUGCUGUUCUUGGUAUUGGUGAAGAAGCAGAAAGAAGUGGUGAAGAUGAUGAUGGUGACAUGCCAACUGAUGAGGAUACGAAUAAUUUGCAGUCAUCAACUUUUACGGGAAAUCCUUUUUUGCCAGGUUACAAAGAUGACCCGAGAAUGACCGAAAACCCUGAGUUAGGAGCCGAUAUCAGCUCCUCAUUAUCUGAGAUGGAGCCUUCAACUAAGGAUAUUUUCAGGGUUUGGGAUUUGGAUGUUCCUGCGGAGGAAGACGACCUGGUAAAGCAGUUGAACAAGGCCCUCGAAGAAAGUUUGCCUCAAUCGGUCCCAUCAACUUUUGAUGAUUCUGAUGUAUGGAAAAGUAUGAAAGUAGAUUCGGUUGAUGAUCUAGUUUCUGGGAUUGUAGAUCUAUCUUUGGAUCUAAACUCUAGUUAAACAUCUUAUGUAUAUUAGGAUUUCGUUAUUCGUCGUGGUGUUAAUAAUCGACUUCCCGUUGUUUC
Pyrus x bretschneideri (Chinese white pear) is the source of this 962-nucleotide messenger RNA. RefSeq lists its product as uncharacterized. The record is from RefSeq and is a predicted model, not a curated record. Bases 145 to 897 code for a protein of 250 amino acids. NCBI's taxonomy places the organism in Eukaryota, Viridiplantae, Streptophyta, Magnoliopsida, Rosales, Rosaceae. The transcript has 2 exons.